AUGAUUGCGUGCAUUGCCAAACGGCGGUAUAAUUUGUUUUGUCACUUUUAUGUGAUUUACAAGUCAAGAUUUCAACGUGUCAUUCAAUCAAAGAUGGACCAGUUCCUUAUAUCAGUCAAGCUCAUACAGUCUCCAAGGCCAAGGUUGGGUAAAUUUUCCGAAAAUGUAGGCCUAGCAGAAAUGAGGAUGCCUGUUCACGCGACGCAAAGUGGGGCCGAGAUACGAGACGAGGUUGCUCGCCUAUCGGGACAGUCCCCCGCAGACAUUCGUCUGAUAUUCGCUGGAAAGUUGAUCACUGAUGUGCAAACAAUGGAGGAUCUUAGGAUAUGUGAGAACACUGUGAUCCAUGCUGUACCUUCUCAGAGAAUUCAACAUUGCGAGACCAUUCAUGACACUGACGUGGAACAACCACCGGUGCUUGGUCUCUUAGAAUCAAGAAUUGUGGACAAAGAUGGCAAUAUACCUGAUCUUGACCCUGGGUCAUCUCUUCGACCUGGCUUCUAUGUUUAUUGCAAGAGUCAUUGUGUCUCAAUACAACCUGGCAAGCUGAGGGUGUGCUGUCAAACCUGUAAGGAUCCUGCUUUCAUUGUCAGAGAGGAUCCUGUAUGCUGGGAUGAUGUCAUUCUGUCCGAUAGGAUAUCAGGAAGUUGCCUUACUCCAGGUUGCCAAGGUGAUAAAGCUGAAUUUUUCUUCAAGUGUUCAUCACACAUAGCAUCAGGGAAUGAUCAACUCACAGUACUUCCUCUCAUACGGACCAAUACCAGAAGGGUUAUGUGCAUCACAUGUGCAGAUGUCUUAAUAUCUGUUUUGGUCUUUCCAUGUUCAGCUGCUCAUGUGAUGUGUUUGGAUUGUUUUAGCCAAUACUGUAGGUUGUGUUUAAAUGAGAGGAGAUUUAUUCAGAGUCCUCAGCUAGGAUACACAUUACCAUGCCCAGCUGGAUGUGAGGAUUCUCUCAUCAAGGACACACAUCAUUUCUUGGUGCUGGGAAAGGAACAGUAUGCCCGAUACAAGAGAUUUGGUACCGAGGAGUAUCUUCUAAGUGAGGGCGGGGUCUUCUGCCCCUCCCCAGGGUGUGGUGCUGGUAUACUACUAGAAUCAGGAGAGGAGAGGAGAGUGGAAUGCCUGCAGGAGGAAGGCUUUGGAUGUGGGUUUGUCUUCUGCCGGAACUGCCAUGAAGCCUACCACGAUGGGGCGUGUGGACAGAAGACAGAAGAGCCUCAGAGUCAGACAGCAUUGGGGUCAGAGGUCAACAGUGAGAGGGAGCGACAAGCAAGAUGGGAGAAUGAAGAGAGUAGAAGAAUCAUAGCAGAGACCAGUAAACCUUGCCCUAACUGCAAAGUGCCUGUAGAAAGAAAUGGUGGAUGCAUGCACAUGGUCUGCAGUCAAGCCCAAUGCAAGUAUGAGUGGUGUUGGAUAUGCGGAAUUGGCUGGAACAUGGACUGCCUAGAAGAUCAUUGGUUUGGUACAGGGUUUCUUUUGUGACAUCACAAUAUGAAAGCAAAUCCCUAAAACUUGUUUCGACAUAUGUUGUGAUAAAGAAGAUGAUAACUCUGAUAAGACUCGUUUGUGAGUGUUUGACUUUUCGACUUUUAAUUUUAGGUCAUCUUCAUGAGCUGAUUUAAGAAAUCAGAAUAAAUUAUAUAUAUAAGGUGAACUGAUUAUAUCUACUGAUGGCAAUGUGACAGCAUUUUUAAUUCUUUGUGGAUGCAAUAAUAGUGUAUAUUUUUUAUCAUAGUAUAUAUUCCAUAACUGAAAUAUGGACAUUUGUCCGUGUACAUGUAUAUAUGUAUCAGCCUCCCUUAAAAAACAAAAAUUAUCACAAUAUUCCACUAUUUUGAUAAUACUUAAAACAUACAUCAUAAUAAGAUCUCUAAGCACUUUUCAGUGCUUGUUGAAUAAAUGUUGGCAUGUCAUUGUAUUAGUAAUCAAGACCAUUCUCAGUCUUACAGUAUGUAUCAGCCAUGUUGUAUAUCUCUUUGCACAUCCGUCUUCAACUAUGAUUUUCACAACUCCUUUAUUUUAUGCUGGUGGUGAGUGGAUUUUUUUGCCCCAAUCCAGUGGAAUAAAUUACCAUCUUAUAUCCAUAAUGCCGACUCUCUCAAUCAAUUUAAGGCCUUGCUAAAGACCCACUCUUUUAAUGUCUAGAUAUCAGUUGUGGGUUGGUCUAUAUGAAGGUGCACAUCUUAGUUGCAUUUAAUUUGUUGGUUUCUUUAAAUUUUGUUUUGAAUUCAUUCAGACUAUUUUAUUUUCCUCAGAAAUUUAGUAUAUAGGCAGAAAACUCAGCGCUUAGAGCGCCCUACAAAUAUUUUUUCAAAACUAUUAUUAUUAUUACACCGUAUGUAGAUGUUGUUAGCACAGUUGAUUCUUUCUGUCUUUUAAAAAUGCUACACUUUGUGUGAGGUGUUGAUUAUUUCCUUGUAUCGAUUAAAGAUUUCUGCUGAGUAGGCUUCUUGCUCUCCUAACUUUAUUUUCCAUUCCCACAAAGGUGAGAGUUAAUACCGCUUCUUCAUUUCUUUCCGUGAAUUCGACAUCGUCGUAUUUGUUUUUGAUUUGCUGAAACCCACAGGAGAGCAUCUGAUGAAUGAUCUCGGUUAGGGGAGACACCAUCACUACCUAACCUCCCCCUGUCCUUCAAAUUUCAGAUUUGUGCACACUCCAUUCUCUCUUGGCAGAUAACUUCAUACCUUUCCAUUGAGUUGAACCAGAAGAUUCUCCUCAUCACAGGACCAGUUGGCUGUUCUUUUUUUCCACUUAUUUUAUGAGUUUAUACCUUGUCUUUAUCUGCGGAUAGAGAUCUCAAGCCAUGUUUGCACAGCUGCUUUGAACAGCACCAACUCAACAUCGAAACUAUGACAUAGAAUCAGGUUGGGCAAUUUCACUCUAUUAACUUACCAGACAUAUCCCAUUCCUAGGAAGGGGAGAGUUGAUACCACUUUUUCUUCUUAGAAUCACUUUGAUUUACAGAAUUCCAAAUCACCCUUUCUAACAAUCCUAAUAGAUGAAAUAUGUUCUUUUGAUAAUAAAUAGGACAUGACAAAUUUAAUAAACUCAGUGUCCAAAUAAUGAAUUCAAAACAAACUAAAUAGGAAAUGCCCACCUACCCAUGGGGAAUGCUUCCCAAAUGAGACACUAGUUACAGUUUAAUGUAUUUCAGGCCCAAAGUCUCCUCUUUCAAAACUUAUCCUUCUUAUACUGGAACUGAUCUGAGAUGAUAACAAUAUAAUCCACACAUUCUUAUAACUUCGCCAAAUGGGAAGUCAUGCAUUAUUUCCAAAAGUCACAGAAGUAAUUCUGGAAAGGGUUAGACGACAACACAGCUGCAUUUGAGACUGUUUGUCAGUCUGCUCAAUAACCUGAACCACAUCUCAUUUGAUAUUAUUUUCAUCCACUUCUAAAGCAAAGUCAGGAUAUUGUUGAUAAUAUUGCACAUGAAUCAAAGAAAAAGAAGAGGAACUUUUUUUUUUAAUUCUGAUUUGAAAAAAGUGAGGUAAAAGAAGGAAUUUAAUUUUAGUUUAAUAACUACACUUCGAUUUCAUUAAUUUUAAAUAAAAAAAGAUACAGGUAAACACUGUCUUUUUAAUAACACCAAUUUCAACAUUCUCCUUUCAAAUGGACUUGGAGAUUAUCCUUCCAGCUUAAUUUAAUCUCCUCCCAAUACAACAAAAUCUCUCAUCAAUUUCAUCAUAGUUUUGUAGUUGUGUCUUCACACCUGUUGUUGCCUUUCUUUUUGUGUACCCCAUUCUCUUGAGAAGAGAUCUUGCCAAAGCUUUAUCAAUCAUGAUGGAGCCACCACAAAAAACAUGCUCUGCUGCGAUGGGUGCCUUUGGAGGCUGAAGCAAUCCAGAGGCACCUAUCAACACUAACUUAGUCACUUUCUCACUACAGGGAUAAAGUUCUUGACUUUGCUAUUCCACUCUUCCACUAAAAAAAUAGUAAUGAGUGAAUACCGAGCAAUUCAUAAAGCCAUGCAUUGAUAGUUAAACAGAAAUUGUGAUUCUACACCCAGGGAAAGCAGUUUCUGCUACAUCAUCAUCACUUUCCCUGUUCACUAGUCCUUCUUCAUUGUCCUUGAUACCUCUACAUGUACUUCAUGGAACUCUUUGCUAAUGUUGAAUAAGAUACAACAGGCUGUGAUUAUGUUACAGGCCCUGUCUGGUCUGAUCUGCAUUCCAUGUCCAGGUAGACAACAAAAUUUAUUUUUGAGUUGGCCAUUCAGUUGUUCAAUGAUGCUCUUGUCUUGCAAUGUGCACAAUUGAAUAGUAGAUUUACUACUAUAUGAUAGACUUGAGCUUGCCAGAGAAUUUUUUUAUUUCACUUGCUUUUGCGACACUUACUGUUCACUGCAUCUUUUAUUUCUCUUUGUGCUCGAUAUUUGCAUGGUUUACGUGACCCUUAAGUCUUGCCAGAGGAUAUCAUAUUUCAUUUUCUUAUGUGGCACUUACUAUUUCUGCAUCUUCCUCACUCUAUGCUUUAU
Messenger RNA from Lytechinus variegatus (green sea urchin), 4474 nucleotides. Its product is annotated as E3 ubiquitin-protein ligase parkin-like. Gene Ontology annotation, biological process: positive regulation of proteasomal ubiquitin-dependent protein catabolic process; regulation of mitochondrion organization; regulation of cellular response to oxidative stress. The transcript has 10 exons. NCBI's taxonomy places the organism in Eukaryota, Metazoa, Echinodermata, Echinoidea, Temnopleuroida, Toxopneustidae. The coding region runs from base 1 to 1482 and encodes 493 amino acids. Gene Ontology annotation, cellular component: cytoplasm; mitochondrion; Golgi apparatus. Gene Ontology annotation, molecular function: zinc ion binding; ubiquitin conjugating enzyme binding; ubiquitin protein ligase activity. The record is from RefSeq and is a predicted model, not a curated record.